AUCGAUACGCCAAAGAGGUCCUCCUCUGUCAUGUCGAAAUUAUUGCUAAUCGUUGCUCUGCUGCUGCUCGUGACGACGAGCUCGUCGAUCGUCAGCGGCGACCUGUUCCACGUCCAGGAGGAAGUUCCGCACUUUUUUCAAAUGCCCGACAAACAGAACGCGAAAAUGUGUUACACUCAAUGCUUCGACGAAAAGACGUGCAUCCUUGUCACUGAGAAUCGGAACGACAUCUCCGCGGGCCUCAUCGAUUAUGAGUCGAUUGGAUUGAUCGAUUUCCCGGGUGGCCGAAUGAUCACGACUUCUCACUAUCUGUACAACAAGUGGCAGCUUCUAUGGGUCGAGAACGCGACCGACCCGGUGCUGAAGAGCCGCGACUUCAGCUGGAACGAUUGCGCCUGGAAGUCGAAGGUGCAAACUGAUGACGACCUGGACCGACAAAUCACGGAGAUCCUGAUGAGAGUGCUCUUCGAUCCGAGUCACGACAACAACGUACCUUCAACUGUGACGUGAUAUUCUAUAAGAAGCGCCCGGGGGAAUCCAUCCAGCCAAGAGCGAGGCCCGUUGGCGAGUCCAUAAUCGCUUUGAUUUUACAGUCUGGAGAGACGUGGGAUCCGACAGAGAUCGAUAAGCAAAAUCUGUGAGAAUAUUUUUUUGAAGCGGCCAUAAAAAAUCUUCAGAAAAUUAUUAUUUUUAAAGACGUCUGUUUUAAAUAUUAUUCUUUUAAUAUUGAACGAAAGAAUUAUUAUGUUUUAGAUAAUUAGUAAUAUAA
This is a messenger RNA of Trichogramma pretiosum, 769 nucleotides long. RefSeq lists its product as uncharacterized. NCBI's taxonomy places the organism in Eukaryota, Metazoa, Arthropoda, Insecta, Hymenoptera, Trichogrammatidae. The transcript has 2 exons. The record is from RefSeq and is a predicted model, not a curated record. The coding region runs from base 31 to 510 and encodes 159 amino acids.